AAUUUUCAUAGCUUUAUACACUAUCGUUUUCUAAUUUAUUUUCAGUGAGUUCCUGGGACUUGGUAAAAAUUGUUGUUGAGAAAACUUUAUAGAAAUUUCGAGAAAAAAUGGAGAGUUUUAUAUUAAUUUUGAGUCUUGUUAGUAUAGCUAAGGCACAAAUACCAACGUUCGGAAGCUGUCCGGAUAUUCCAGUUGUGCCAAAUUUUGACACAAAGUUUUAUUCUGGUAAAUGGUUCGAAAUCGAAAAGUAUUUCACCGUUUUUGAAAUCGGUGCCAUUUGCAUAACCUCAGAGUAUUCAGAUUUAGGAAAUGGCACUCUUGGGGUACGCAAUCAACAAGUUCAGACCAUUUCAGGUCAAGUUAGAAGUAUUGAGGGUAUGGCUCGUAUUACCGACGCAGAUGGUGGUGCCAAACUUGGCGUUAGUUUCCCCACAGUCGCAAUCGCAGGUACAGCACCAUACUGGGUUGUUGACACUGACUACAAAAAUUACUCCAUUGUUUGGUCAUGUACUGGGUUCGGAUUUAUGAGUUUUCGAAUCGUUUGGUUUAUGUCAAGGGAAAGAAAACCUUCCGAAGAGAUAAGAAGUCGCGUCUAUGCAAAACUUAAACAGUUGCAAAUACCUACUGAUCCAUUGCAGAAAACACAACAAGAUGGAUGUACAGGUUAAGAGUACAAUAAUCGUAACCAGGAAAAAUGCUCAAUUAAAUAUUUGCAUAUAAAUGUUACUCGAAUUGUAUUCAUAACGUAAUAAUUAAGUAACUUGUAACUCGUAACUUGUAACUUAUUUUUAUAGUACUGUUGAUAAAAAUUAAAAGCUAGAUUUACAAAACUGCACAUACAUACAUACUUGAGAUAUGUUUUAGUAAAUCUUAACUAAAAUUUGUACAUUCGACAAUUUUAUUUAAUUAAAUGUAAAAGAAAAUUGGCACCCAGUUGCACAUAGCCCUGCCAUCCUUCCAGCUUCUACAGCGCUCACAAUACCAACCUCAACAAAAUUUGAUCAUGAACUCGACACUCGGAAGGUUCAUGGACAGUGGAUGGAAACAAGUUUGCACACUUACUGUGUAUUGCAAACAUUUUUGCAAAAUAAUUUUGCACAUAAAGUACUGUUGCAUACUUCACAGUGUUAGCUACAUAUUAUAUACAUACACACACAACUUAUUAUACUAGUCAUCCAUUCCAAUUCCACACAGAGAGUACUUUACUAAAUUAUGCAUCUUGUGUGUGAUAUGUGGUCAUAUAUUAACUUUAGUUUGUCCUUCUUGCUAAAUGAUAACAUCGCAAGAUCGUAACGCAAAGUCAGGUCGCAUUAAGAAAUAAGACCACUUCAACUAAUUCUUUGCAAUUAUUGCAAAAUAGUAAACAUUGCACCAAGUUCCACUCCAUUCAAUACUUGUCCAUUUAAGUUUUACAAGUGUGACACAAUAAAAUGUCGGUAUUUAAUCAUUUUACAAAUCGGAGUCUGCUAAGAAGUUGUGAAAACAUGACUUCGACCACGGUCCGGUUCUAUCGAAAGCCGAAAUGGGCGACGACAGUGACCAGAAAGCCAAACAUAAUGUAUACAAAUAUUGAACAUCAUGAUGAAGUUGAAGACCCUGGCGUUGCUCAAAAAGAAUUUGACAAGAAUAAGAUACAGCAAAUUUUUAGCAAGUCUUUGUGGGCAUGGCAAAAACAUGUUACUGCAAUGAGACAUUUUGAAUUUUCUGAAGAUAUCCAACUACGAAGAAUUAUCCAGGAUGAUGGGAAACUAAUUGUACGAGUAAAAAAUCGCUGUGAUCAAGAACUUCUAGAAGAAUGGGUCCAAGUCGUAGAGGAGCUUAACCAGAAAAGACUGCUAAAGGAAAAUGAUGUCGAUCUAAGACUGGAAAUUGCCAAGAAGAAAGUACUCUCAGAAAUGGAAAAGCUCAAAUCUGCAAUAAGCUUGGAUGAUCUGGACCUCGCGAUCGAAAGUGCACUAUCAUCAGAAGUGGAAUAUAAUUUUGCAAUUGACAAAUCUGGAAAUGUCAUUAGUGGGAUGAAUAAUAGCCCGGUCAGCAGAUAAAGUGUUAAUUGGGAUAGUCUGAAUUAAACAAAGUACGGUGAAAACUAGCCAGUUCUUAAGUAAAUGUAUAUUAUAUAUCACGCAUUAUAACAAGCAUUCCUGUCUACGCAUGGCUAUAAAAUAAGAGAUUAGUGCGUUUUUUAAUUGUUAGGGUCCAAACUAUGUUGUAGUAUUUUUGAUUACGAUAUCUGUACUUUUACAAUUCAUUUUUAUGGAACAACAAUAAUGAUCUUAUAUAUAAACGAAUUACGUAUAGAAUAAUAAAUUUUAAUCAAUGAAACUUUUAAAGAA
This is a messenger RNA of Folsomia candida, 2333 nucleotides long. RefSeq names its product apolipoprotein D. Bases 108 to 668 code for a protein of 186 amino acids. The transcript is spliced from 7 exons. Gene Ontology annotation, molecular function: pigment binding. Lineage: Eukaryota; Metazoa; Arthropoda; Collembola; Entomobryomorpha; Isotomidae. The record is from RefSeq and is a predicted model, not a curated record. Gene Ontology annotation, cellular component: mitochondrial small ribosomal subunit.